Molecule: messenger RNA, 389 nt
Organism: Gymnodraco acuticeps
Lineage: Eukaryota; Metazoa; Chordata; Actinopteri; Perciformes; Bathydraconidae
Product: G2/M phase-specific E3 ubiquitin-protein ligase-like
Exons: 3
Coding region: 18-389 (123 amino acids)
Molecular function (GO): ubiquitin-protein transferase activity
Source: RefSeq, a predicted model, not a curated record
UCGACCCCUCUCAUCAGAUGCAGGUUAAGUUUACUGACGAUGAGGGACAAACUGAGGAUGGAGUGGACAUUGGUGGUCCCAAGCGGGAGUUCCUGACCCUCCUUAUGGAAUGCCUGAGAAUGAGAAGAAUAUUUGAUGGUCCACAGGACAGGAAAUUCCUCACGUUCGACAAUGCAGCUGCAAAAGAUGACGAAUACUUUCAUGCUGGGAGGAUGAUUGCAACUUCUAUAGUUCAUGGUGGUCCAGGCCCCCGCUUCCUGUCAGAGACGCUCUACCAGCACCUCACUGGAAUGAAAAACACCAACAUUGAAGCCAUCAUUGAAGACAUUACUGAUGACACUAUGAGAGCUUCCCUGCUUGAGCUGGUCAAAAAUGAUUGGGGUAAUUAA